Molecule: messenger RNA, 909 nt
Organism: Colletotrichum fioriniae
Lineage: Eukaryota; Fungi; Ascomycota; Sordariomycetes; Glomerellales; Glomerellaceae
Source: RefSeq, a predicted model, not a curated record
AUGUAUAACGGACAAUGGGGGGCCAAGAACUUGACUGUGCAGUCGACGGGGCAUGCGACGUUUGUGGAGGCUGCUGAUGGGGAGUGGUAUGCUUCGUUCAUCGCGCGGCGGAAUGUGAAUGGUAGCUCACCACUCGGCCGUGAGACGUUUCUUGCGCAAGUGACGUGGGAAAACGACUGGCCCAUGAUCAACAACGGGAAACCUAUUAUCCUCAGCGAGGAGGUCGGGCCCAUGACAGGACCUAAGAAGACACCAGCCCCUUGGGUGGACGGCUUUCCUGGAAAGGAGCUAGAUCCCUCGUGGUAUCAGCUCCGAACGCCGUACGUCAAGUCGUACGACGUCUAUGACGGGCGUCUAGUCUUCAAGCCCAACGUCUUUGGCUUGAGUGACCGGGAUCACCCCGCGGCGGUGCUGCGGAAGCAGACGUCGUUGAACAUGACAUUUUCUGCGGAGCUGCUUGGCUUUGAGGGAGUGCUGGGACAGAAGAUGAGGGUUGGAUUGUCGAGUUAUUUGAGCGAGUUUCAGCAUCAGGAUAUUGGUGUCAAGGGGUGCAAUGGUGGGAUUGGGGGCAUGUGUCUGUACACGGAGGUGAGGAGGAAUGGCACUGUAGAUCCCCUCAACUCAUCGUCUCUGCUCAAGAGCGAGCUGAAGCUUCAUAUCCGGGCUGAACCAUUGGUAUAUCGCCUGGGAUAUGGCAUUGGCGAUGAUGAACCGACGUAUAUCACCGAGAUUGAGUCGCGUUGGCAGGCUUUCGCGCCGACGGGGUUUUAUGUGUUCACUGGGGCAUCUUUCGCGUUGUUUGCGACUGGGGAAGGUGAGCCGUGGCCCGUUGAUGGGCCGAAAGUUGGGUUCACGCGAGUUGAGGAGACCUACUAUGGGGAAGACAUCGGAGAUUACGAUCGUUGGUGA